CAUUCAACAACUUACUUAUCAGAAGAAGGAAAUGGUUUUCGUCGUCGGACUGGAACUGUGAGUCACAGCCUCCUCUGCGCUUUCCAGGAAACUGAACCAUUAAGCAGGAGCCAAACAUGUAAAUCAGAAUUCUGAUUCUUCUCUAUCUCUAUCUCUAUCUUCCCUUGCAACCUGUUCUCUAAUGGAGGACAAGAAAGCGAAUAUAAUCGCUGUUUCAACCGUUAUCAUCCUCGUUAUAGUCAUCGUUGUCGCUCGCGUCUCACUUAAGCUCUCCAAUGCUUUCUACCUUAUUGCAGGGGCUGGUGUUGCAGUGAUCCUCGCGGUCUUUGCUUGCCUCGUGAUCAGACGGCGUUAUAAUCGCAGAAGCAAGUUGUUAGCCACCCAAUUAGUUUCUCAGGGCAGAGAGCUUCGCAUUGAGUAUAGUUUCUUGAGGAAAGUUGCUGGAGUUCCUAUAAAGUUUCGAUUCAAGGAACUCGAGGAAGCAACUGAUGAUUUUCGGUCAUUGCUUGGCCAAGGGGCGUCAGCUUCGGUUUUCAAAGGGAUUUUAACCGAUGGAACUGCCAUUGCUGUGAAGCGGAUUGAGAAAGAGGAGCGUGGAGAGAAGGAAUUUCGAUCGGAAGUUGCAGCAAUUGCUAGUGUUCAGCAUGUGAAUCUGGUGCGUCUUCUUGGAUAUUGUAUUGUGGCAGGAGGCCCUCGUUUCCUUGUUUAUGAUUACAUCCCAAAUGGGUCAUUGGAUUGUUGGAUUUUCCCCAAAAGGGGAACCCGGAAUCUCCCUGGAGGGUGCUUGUCAUGGGAAUUAAGGUAUAGAGUUGCCAUUGAUGUGGCCAAGGCACUUUCUUACCUUCAUCAUGAUUGCCGGUCAAGAGUAUUGCAUCUUGAUGUGAAGCCAGAGAACAUACUUCUUGAUGAAAAUUAUCGAGCAAUUGUUGCAGAUUUUGGUUUUUCGAAGUUAAUGAGAAAAGAUGAGAGUAGAGUCAUCACAAAUAUCCGCGGGACAAGAGGCUACUUAGCUCCAGAAUGGCUCUUGGAGCAAGGUGUUUCUGAGAAAUCUGACGUCUAUAGUUAUGGAAUGGUGCUUCUGGAGAUGAUUGGAGGCCAGAGAAAUGUUUGCUUGGUAGAAAAGGGCAAUGACAGGGCUCAGAGGACAUGGCAAUACUUUCCCAAAAUUGUUAAUCAGAAAAUGAGAGAUGGAAAGCUUAUGGAAGUGGUUGAUCAUAGGCUUGUUGAAAGUGGAGAUAUUGAUGAGAGUGAAAUAAAGAGAUUGGUUCAUAUAGCUUUCUGGUGCAUACAAGAGAAGGCUAGGCUUAGGCCUACAAUGGCUCAUGUGGUGGAAAUGCUUGAAGACCGGGUGGCUGUGGAGGAGCCCCCUGAUACUCAAAUGAUUGUUAUCGAUCUGCUGUCAAUUGAUGAUGAUGCACCAGAUGAUCACAAGAGAGCAACCAUUGCUGCACUGGCAACAGAUCAAUUAGAUGGCACCAAUCAUACCCCUUCAUGCUCAUAUACCAUGUCAGUUAUCUCCGGAAGAUAGCUUCUGCUCUUACUCAUGGAGAAAGCUUCUUCUUUGGAUUUCUUUUAGCUUUAAGGUUCUGUGUUACUUCAAUUAUUGAAAUCAGCAGUUUUUGCUGGGUUAUUUUUGUGGAGCUAAUAUGAGUUUCAGUGGUCCUUCUGUGACUGCCCCUUCUGGUUAGU
This is a messenger RNA of Manihot esculenta (cassava), 1689 nucleotides long. Its product is annotated as probable receptor-like protein kinase At5g20050. The transcript has 2 exons. Gene Ontology annotation, molecular function: ATP binding; protein kinase activity. The record is from RefSeq and is a predicted model, not a curated record. Gene Ontology annotation, biological process: protein phosphorylation. The coding region runs from base 182 to 1528 and encodes 448 amino acids. NCBI's taxonomy places the organism in Eukaryota, Viridiplantae, Streptophyta, Magnoliopsida, Malpighiales, Euphorbiaceae.